Etheostoma cragini (Arkansas darter) is the source of this 2019-nucleotide messenger RNA. RefSeq names its product kelch-like protein 6. Gene Ontology annotation, molecular function: protein binding. Lineage: Eukaryota; Metazoa; Chordata; Actinopteri; Perciformes; Percidae. The record is from RefSeq and is a predicted model, not a curated record. The transcript is spliced from 8 exons. Bases 317 to 1936 code for a protein of 539 amino acids.
AUGUGGUCUUAUAUAGUUUUUUCUGCUGUUCAUGCUGUCAAAGAGCAUGUGACCUUGAGAGCUGCAGCAGGGAAAAGGAGGCUAGCCGGUAGUACAUGGACUAAACUGUUCUGUCCCCUACUUCUCCAUUGCAGUGGCUGCUUGGAAUUCUUCAGGAGGCUCGUCUUCCUGUUUUUUGGAGCAUUAACAACGUCACUCUGAAUGUGUGAGAGGUGCAUUGUAUUUUUAGACCUUUGGAGUUUUACCAAAUAACAUAUGUCACAGGCAGUUUUAAAAUUGUUGUAAUGGGCUAAACUUUAAUCACUGUGUGAGUGAGAUGAAUCCUCUCAGGCAAUAUGUUGUGACACUAUUAGAGUGGAUAAGCUUAUGGCUGAAAUGUGUUUUUACAAGACUUUGGGGAGCUUUGCCAGCAGUCAAAAGUCAGAUGGUAUCCACAGUUAUUACAGCUACAGGAUCAUGCAAAGCAGACUCAGAGGAGUGGAAAACCAAUGUGGCACUUUGCACUUAUUACCCUGGAGAUGGAGAUGAAGCCAUUGUUACAGUCCAAACUAGCACAUGUGCAUUCCAUGUGGACCUUUGGAGACUUUCUGAGUGCAGCGAAUACUUCCGAGCCUUGUCCAGGUCCAGAAUGAGAGAGACCUCCGAGAGCCUCAUCCACCUAGACCAUGUGUCCUCCUCUGUAUUCCACAAUCUCCUUGAGUUUUCCUUCCAUAAUAAGUUUAAAGUCCCACAGGAAGAGUUAGGCACACACAUACAGGUCAGCAGCUAUCUCCUGGCUGAGGCCUUCCUCUCAAAGUGCCUGUCAGUCCUCGCAGACGACCUUAACCCAGGCAACUGUUUGUCUUACCUGAGUCUGGCUCAGGAGAUCUGCUGUGUGGAGCUAAAGCUGAUAGUGUUCACCUACCUGAGUAGAAACCUACUGGAGCUGCCUCACCUCAUCAAGCAUCUGAAUGAUGCAGAGAAGGACGAAAUUGUCCACCUGAGGAUGCAAGGAGACAGACAUCUUUGCAGCCUUAGGAAGGAAAACCUGACUUCUUGGAACGACCCAGAAACAGAACGUUCCCGACAUAUCUUCACCCUGAAAGGGUCAGAGGACACCGGAAAUUGGUAUCCCGUUACAGAGCUUCCUUUCAGGGCGGACAAGUGGUGUUUCACCACAGUGGUCCUGAAUAACUACCUGUACAUAAUAGGAGGCUACAGGCAGCGCGUGAAGAGAGGCUGGGAGUUCAAGUUGGCUUCCUUAAGGUAUAAUCCCUUUACUCAUGCAUGGGCUACCACAGCUCCUCUGAUUAAGCACAGACGGCAUUUCAGUGCAGUGGCCUGUGAAGGCUGUAUUUACGCUGUGGGAGGCUGGUACUUGGACUCACUGGUGACCCCAGACUCCAGCACAGCUCUUUAUACAGCUGUUGAACGCUAUGAUCCGUGGGGGGACACAUGGAGGUUUGUCUCCUCACUGCCGCUCACUGACUUCCAGUUCACCGUGUCCUUGUCACAUGACGUGCCCCUUGCCACCAGCCUUGGACACUGUCUCUAUGUGUUGGGGAACAUCCAGAGAACAGGAGAGAAACUGCUGCUGCAGUACAACACAAGGCAUGACUCCUGGUCUGAACUACUUCCCACCCUCACCAGAGCAGAUGCAGACCUCCCUACUCUUUACUUCCUGGGUGCCACUGACAGGCUGGUUGUGAUUGGUGGGAACAACUCAGGGAAUGUGUUGACUUCAUUCUGUGUGCAAUCACAGAGAUGGGGACAGGUGCACACCACUGAGAAAGUGGCCUUAGCAGGACAAGGGGUGGUUGUAGGUGACCAGAUCCUGAUGCCGAGUAUAGAUCACAACACUGUUGCAAGGAUGGAUCUCCAAACUCUUUCCCUCAGAGUUCUUCCUCCUCUUCCCAUCUCCACCCAAUAUGAAUCUGUCUUUUAUCUUUACUUUUAAUUAUAUACUUUUGCUAUACUGCACAUAUUUUGUAGCUGAAUGUCAGGGGUGGAAAUAACAAAAUAAAUUGACUCUUCUUAUUG